CAAAAUAUAAUGGAAAAACGUUUUCAACAACAACAACAACAACAAUCAAUACAAUCACAAUCACAACAACCAAUAUUAACAGGUCAAUUAUCAAUUAUAUCACCAGAAAGUGAACAAUCAUCACAAGUAACAUCAGUAACAAAUUGUAGUGAAUUAUUACAAACAACUGGUACAACAUUUAGUUCAGAAGGUACCGGAUCAGGUUCAGCAUAUCCAUUUGCAAUUGAUCCACAACAACCUGGGCCAAGUACCGAAUUGAUUGGUAGUAUUCAAACAACAACAACAACCAUAACAACAACAACAACAAACGCAACAGCAACAACAAGUAAUAAAUUUCAUCCAACACAAUUAAUUGCAUCUGGUAGUAAUAGUAAUAAUGAUCAUGGUGGUCAUAUAUUUAUGGGUGGUUAUGCAUUAGAUUUUGAUGAUGAUGAUGAUGAUGAUGAUGAUGAUGAUAAUGAUUAUGAUGACGAUGAUGAUGAUGAAGUUUAUGAAAUGGAAACAACUGAAUCUGGAAAUAAUAAUCAAAAUAAUAAUCAAAUUGAUUUUCAUCAUCAUCAUCGUCAUCAACAUCAUCAUAAUGUUGAUUUUGCAAUGGCUGAAGGUAGUAGUCAAGAUGAUGAAGAAAAAGCAAAAUUUGAAUUAGAAUUUGAAACAACCGAAGAUGAUAUUUGUAAUGAUGAUGAUGAUGAAUAUGAUAUGGAUAAUUAUUAUUGUAAUAAAAAUGAAAAUGAUAAAAAAAAUUUUAAUAAAAUUAAACGACCAAAUGAACUUAAUGUUGUUAGUCCAGUUGAUGUAAAUCGAUAUUAUCGAUCUAAUAAAGAAAAAAAUAUUGUUAAAUUAUCAUCAUCAUCAUCACCGUCACCAUCACCGGAAAUUAUUUCAAAUAAUGAAAAAAUUAAUAAUAUUCGUUCAGGUGAUGAUAAUAAUAAUGUUGAACAAUCUACAACGACAACAACAACAACAAUUCUUUCAUCACCUGGACGUGUUACAUAUGGUACAAGUAAAUCAUUACCAGAAAAUUUAUUUCGUUCAGUUGAUGAUCCAGAAAUGAUGAUGAUUAUACAAUCACCAUUAAAACGUUCAAAUAAUGAUGGUGAACGAAAAGUUCGUUUAUCCAGAACUAAAUCAAGUACAUUUGGACGUAGACGUGAUUCAAAUGAUCAUUAUAUUGAUUCUGAUCAACAAACAAACAAAUUAUAUUCAGAUAAUCAACAACGAAAUAAACGUUUUGAUACAAUUGAUUCAAGAACAGCAAGUGAUUUAACACCAUUACAAGAUAUUUAUAGUUCAGAUCCAUCAACAACAAUUGAUUUAUCUAUUGCUAAUACUGUAAUUGAAAAACAAGAACAAAAACAAUUACAACAAAAUAAUAAUAAUGAUGAUAAUGAACAUAGUAUUGAUGAAAAUGAAAGUAAUAAACUACGUCGAAUGUCACAAGAAAAAGCUAAAAGAUUUUCGGCUGAAAUUUUUGAAAAAUUAAAUAUUACACCAGAAAGUUAUGCUAAUGAAAAUCGUAUGAUUGGUAACGAACUAUUAGAUAGUAAUGAUAUUUGGGAAGCAGCAUUAAAUGUUGGCCAAAAUAAUUCUGCCUUGAAUCCUGUAUGUGAUACGAUGAAAAAAUCGAAAAAAUUAUUGGUUACCGAUUUUACUGAUGAAAAUUUAACAACAACAACAACAACAGCGACAAUAACAUUUGCACCGAAAGAAAAAUCAUCAUCAUUAGUAACUAAUGGUAAUACAACAACAUCUAAUCAACAACAACAAUCAACAUCCAAACAAACAACAAAAUUAACAAAAUCUCGUUUGAUGACACCAUCAUUACGACAAUCAAUAUUGAAUCAAAUGAUUGCUAUUGCUGAUGCUGAAAAUGAUGAUGAUGAUGAUGAUGAAAAAAUUAAUAUUAAUGAUUCGAAUAAAACAAAAGAAACUAAAACAAUUACAUCAACAAUGAUGGAUAAAUCAUUACAAAAGAAUCAAGAAGAAACAUUUCAAUCUGCUGGUAGUGAUGAAUUGAAAAGGAAAUUAUCAAAUCAAACAAUAACAAAUAAAAGAAAUAAUAAUAAUCAUAAACUUCAACAACAAAGAAGUAUUUAUGAUUCAACCAAUAAUAGUCGUACAUAUUCAAACAGCAACAACAACAAUGAUGUUGUUGAUAUAUGUAAAUCAAAUUCAACAAAAAGUUCAUCAAUUAAUGAUGAUGAUAAUGAUGAUGAUGAUGAUGAUGAUGAUUCACAAACAUUUUCAAUUGAAAAUUUACCUGAAGAUAGUACAACAUCAGGUAGUUUUAUGUUAGAUGAUGUUACAUCAAAUAAUACAAGUGAUGCAUUAAAUGGUUCAUAUUUAAUAUCUGAUUCAAUAUCAGGUUCAACAUCAAGAAAUUUUUAUUCAGUAUCAAAUGAUUUAAUGGAUGAUGAACCAUUAAUGGAUAAUCGUAUGGGUAAAAGUGAACCAGCAACAUCUGAAUUAAUACAUGAUCAAUCGGAUGUUGAUCAAAAUUAUCAAUCAAUGCCAUGUAAUAUUAAUCGUAUAAUUGUAGCAAAACAAAUUGGUGGUGAAAAUCCAAAUUAUUUACGUGUACGUUUUGAACAAAGACAACGUAAAGCAAUGGAAAGAAAUGAUAAAAAUAUUAAAACAAAACCAACAACAACAACAACAACAACAACAAUAUCUAGUAGUACAAGUCAAUCACAAGAUAAAUCAUCACAAGAUGAUGAUAAUAAUAAAAAUCCGGAUGAAGAUUAUACUUGUACGGAUAAUUUUUUUGGUAAAUAUCAGAAAAUACUUGAUUCACAAUAUGAAGAGCCAACAAAUCGUAUAAUAUCGACAAAUAUUCGACAAGAACAAUCAUCAAUAAGUAAUAAAAUAGUUACAGGAACAUCAUCCGAACAUCAUGAAUCAGAAAUUAAUCGAAAACGUAAACAACAAAAACAACAUCGUCAAACAUCAUCAUCACAGGCAAAAGAUAUUUCAUCUACCUGUCAACAACAACUACAACAACAACAACAACAGCAUUUACAAUCGGGCAAUAAUCAUAAUAAUAAUCAUAAUCAUAAUCAUCCAAUUGGACAACAUCAUCAAUAUUGUAAUACAACCGAUAUGUUUGAACAAUCAUCACAAGCAACUGAACGUGAUGUUGAACGUUCAGAAUUUUCAUUACAGAAUCAAAAUUCUGAAUUAGAUGAAGAUGAAUCAUUAACAUUUGAAAAUUUAAAUAAUCAAAGUUUAUCGGUUAUUGAUGAAGAUUCAAAAGGUGAUCAAGAAUCUGGUACAGGUGUAGGUGUUCAACAACAAAAACAGCCAAUGUUACCUCAACCACCAUCAUUAACAUCUUCUAGAUCUAUUCAAAAUAAUGAUAAUAAAAAUAUUGAUAUUGAUAAUGAUAAACAUUUAGCUACAGGUUCAGGUGAACUAAUCCAAACAUUAAGUCAAUUGGAUAGUAGUGGUGAUAAAUCUGAAUUACUUGAAGAACGUGAUCUGAGUUUAGAAGCAGUAUUACAAGAAGAAAGUAAAGAAUUGGAACGUGUAAAAGCAGCUGAAAGAUUAGAAAGACAUAGUAAACGUUAUCAUCAUUCUCAUCAUCAUCAACAUCAACAACAACAACAACAUGGUAACAAUUUGUCGCAUAAUACAUUGAUAGAAGAUACACCAACUACUUGCCAUACAUCGACAACAUUUCAAUUGAACACAAUGGAUGAUAGUUCUAGAGAUAUUCUUGACACGUCUCAUAAUAUUAUUGUACAUGAUGAUGAAGAACGUACAGAAUUACGUGAUGAACGAAUAGCAUUAUUAACAUCAUCAAUAGCAACUAAUGAUUCUAGUGAUGGAUCAGGUCUACCAAGCAAUAAUGAUGAUAAUAAUAAUAUGAAUAUGAAUAUGAAUGCUCGACAAAAAUUUAAUCGAAAAAUGAAAGAAAUUGAACGAAGAAUUUUAUCCGAUCAACAUCAUCAUAAUCAAAUUGUUACGGAAAAAGUAUCGAAAAUUCAACCGAAAAAUGAUCAACAUCAACAAGAAAUAGCUCGAAAUACAUUUAAUUCACAUAAUAAUUCUACAUAUUCUGAAUGUAGUUCAAUAACAACACCUGAUCAUAAAAAUGUAAUUAUGGCCAAUACUGCUGAACUUCCAUCAAUAUUGAAACAUAAUAGACGUGGUCAAUCACAACCUCCACCAAUAGCUGGCGCUAGUUCCACUACUGGACAACGACAAACAUCGAAUGUUGCAUUUGCUAAUCAAUUAGCUAAUGAUACUGGUGAUCACCAUCUUCAUCCUUCAUCAAUAUCUAAUCAACAUUGUUGUUCAAGAUGUUAUCAUCGUCAUCAUCAUCAUCAUCAUCAUCAUCGUCAUCCUCGUCAUCCGGUUGGAUCGGCUAAUCAUCAUCGACCAUCAACAACGGCAGGUUCAUCAUCAUCAACAAAACAUUCGGUUUGUUUACAUCAUGGUCCUAGUGGUAGUAGUGGUGGUGGUGGUGUAAGGACCACAAGUAAUCAAGAUGAGAUUAUUAUACAGGCACGUGCACGUUCAUUAACUCGUAAUCUUGGUGUGAAUAAUAAUGCUAUAACCGGAACAAUUGGCCUACAAAAUAAACUAAAUGAAGUUCAUCUUGAACAACAACAACAACAACAAUUAACGGAUCAAAUACCUGCACAACGACAACGAUCACCUUGUAAUCAACAUCAUUUUACAUGUAGUCAUUGUGGUGAAUCAACAAUGCCACCAAAUCUUGUACCAAUAAUUUCAACAACAAGUCGAUUUAAACGUAGAGGAAUGCCACAAUUAUCACGUAAAUCAUUUACUGUUGAAGAUGUUUAUUUUGAUGUUGAUGAUGAAGAAAAUGAUAUUGGUGUUCAUUCGGAAACUUAUCGUUCAUCAUUAUGGAUAUAUAUUGGUCGUAAAGAAGAAUUAAAUAUUUGGAAUAAUCUUAAUCGUGCUGUAUUGAAUCGUUCAACACAAGAAUAUCCAUCCAAAAAUCGUAAACAAUUUCGAUUUCCCCGAAUAGAUGAUACUAAUAAUGAUGGAAGUGAUCGUAAUAAUAACAAUAAUAAUAAUACAAAUUCAUCAACAACAACCGAUACAAAUUCUAUUUCUAUUUCAACAACACAAUCUGAAUCAGAAGAAAGUACUGCAUCGGAAAAAAAUUUUCGUCAACGUUAUGAAACAGUAACACAUCGUUUAAUACAUCGUAAAGCAUCAAUUGAAUUAUAUCGUAGAAUUUUGGAUCAAACAUUUACCAUAGAUAAAUGUCUAACAUUGACACGUGAUAAUAAUGAAUUUGGAUUUCGUAUACACGGAAAUCGUCCUGUUGUUGUAUCAGCUGUUGAAAAAGGAACAUCAGCUCAACAUAAAGGUUUAGAAGUUGGUGAUAUAAUUGUUGCUGUUAAUGGUCAUACAGUGUUAGAUUCAUCACAUUCAGAAGUUGUUCGAAUGGCUCAUCAUGGACAUUCAUUAAAAUUAGAAGUUGCAAGUACAGCAACCGCAUUGAAAACUGAAACAGCACAAGCAAGUGAAAAUGAGCCUAAAGUGAUUAUCAAUGGAUAUUUAAGUCGAUUUAUCGAUAAAUUAGCCGAAAAAUGUAGUACUAGCCGUGAUAAAAUGACCAAUCCAAAAUUAUGGAGAAGACGAUGGUUUGUAUUAAAAUCUGAUGCUUGUCUAUAUUGGUAUCGUAAUCCAAAAUCAUUGGAACCGAUUGGAGCUAUUUCAUUACAAGGAUACUGUGCUGGAAUGGUAAAUGAAUGUUUAUUUGGUCAAGAACAUUUAUUUCGUUUAGUUGGUUAUAAAACAACUAAAUGUAAAUAUCUAGCAGCAAUUGAUCAUGCAACAGCAAUACAAUGGGUUAAAGCAUUAAAUCAAAAUUCUAUUCAAUAUAGCAAUAGCGAUGCAUUUAUUGACAACACUUUACAUAAUAUACAUCGUAAUCCAUUGAAUUUUAUUAAUCCAGAUUGUUAUGGUUUUCUUUGGAAAUUUAAUCAAAUUAAAAUGAAUUGGAAACAAAGAUAUUUUGUAUUAAAAGAUGCAUGUCUUUAUUUUUAUGCUGAUGCAAAUUCAACAACAGCAUUAGGUUUAUUUUUUCUUCAUGGUUAUCGUGUUCAAGCAAAUGUUACAUUUAAUCUUGAUAAACAAUCACAACAACAGCAGCAGCAACAACAACAACAACAAUCAACAAUUACAGCCGAAACUCGUAAACAUAUAUUUGAAAUUGUACCAAGUGAUUCAAAAUAUAGACAUAUUUGGUUAUGUGCCGAUUCUGAAUCUGAUCGUAAACGCUGGACAUAUGCAUUAGAAUAUUCGAUUGAUCGUUGGAUUCGUCUUAAAUGAAAAAAAAAUUACAAAUUGAUUAUUUACUGUUUUUAUUUUCAAAAAAAUCUUAUGUGAAACUCUUCACCAUAAAUACACACUUACACUGAACAUUUUAAAGCAAAAAUAUUUCAAUUUCUGUUUUCCAUUUCUUAUCCAUAAUAAUAAUAA
Molecule: messenger RNA, 6462 nt
Organism: Dermatophagoides pteronyssinus (European house dust mite)
Lineage: Eukaryota; Metazoa; Arthropoda; Arachnida; Sarcoptiformes; Pyroglyphidae
Molecular function (GO): protein binding
Source: RefSeq, a predicted model, not a curated record